Messenger RNA from Colletotrichum karsti, 339 nucleotides. RefSeq lists its product as uncharacterized. Lineage: Eukaryota; Fungi; Ascomycota; Sordariomycetes; Glomerellales; Glomerellaceae. The transcript has 2 exons. The record is from RefSeq and is a predicted model, not a curated record. Gene Ontology annotation, biological process: vacuolar proton-transporting V-type ATPase complex assembly. Gene Ontology annotation, cellular component: endoplasmic reticulum membrane. The coding region runs from base 1 to 339 and encodes 112 amino acids.
AUGGCCACCCGACGCAUCGUCGCUUCAGAGAAGACCAUCCUCGAGAAGGAUGACCGGGUUGGCUCCAGCCCUGCCGCCGGCGAGAAGUCCAACAUCACCCCCGCCGUGCCCAUGGACGUCAUCAUUAAACUCCUCGGGUUCACGCUCGCCAUGAUCGUUAUGCCAAUUGGCACUUACUUCGCCACCGUCGACUUCAUCUUCAAAGGCAACUCUACAUUCGCUGGAGGUUUGGCGGCUGUGGUAGCCAAUGUUGUACUGAUCACAUAUGUCAUCGUUGCCAUGAAAGAGGACCAAAGCGAUCAACUGGGCGAUUGGAAAGAAGGAAAGAAGGACCGCUGA